AAAAGCUAUUCGAACAAAAACAUAAUUUUAGUACGCGAAAUAUUUUCAAAUCGCUUAUCUGUCCUGCAUUUCUAUCAUUCUAUCAUUCAUAAUGUUUCGGAGACUAAAAUGCAAAAUAAAUAUUGAAAAUAAAUUUUUGUUGUUUUUAAGUUUCUCGUUAUUUUCCAUUGAAAUAAUUAAUGCUCAGAAAACGAAUGUGGGUCUUAUCUGUGAGAAUGAUAACGCGGAUGUGGAGAGGAUUUUCCAGCUGGCCAUCAACAACGUCAAUCCAGAUAUGGAAGAUAUGUAUUUAAAUGGCGUCUCGAUUAGCAUCGAGCCAGGAAAUGCUUUCGAAACAUCAAAAAAAUUGUGUAAAAUGCUAAGACAAAAUUUAGUCGCAGUUUUUGGUCCUACAUCAUCUAUGGCAGCAAAGCACGCUAUGAGUAUAUGCGACGCCAAGGAACUUCCAUUUAUCGAUACACGAGGUGAUUUUGUUGUUGAGCUACCCACAAUUAAUUUGCAUCCCCAUCCCACACAGCUGGCGGUGAUUUUAAAAGAUUUGGUUACGAUGUUAGAAUGGGAAGCUUUUACUAUCAUUUACGAAUGCGGAGAAUACUUACCGGUAGUCAACGAUUUAUUGCAAAUGUACGGCCCAGCUGGUCCAACGAUAGUUGUUCGCAGAUACGAACUUGAUUUAAAUGGUGAUUAUCGCAAUGUUUUACGACGUAUUAGAAAUUCUGGCGAGACAUCAUUCAUAGUUGUAGGAUCUAUAGAAACAUUACCGGAACUAUUGAAACAGGCUCAACAAGUUGGCUUAAUGACCGGAGCUUAUCGCUACAUUAUCAGUGAUUUGGAUCUUCAAACUCUUGAUUUGGAGCCGUAUCAACAUAGCGACGCAAAUAUAACUGGCAUUCGUUUAAUCUCACCAGAAAACGAGCUUGUAUUGGAAGUUGCGAAAGCGCUGUACGAAGAAGAGGAUCCCUACGUGAAUGUCUCAUGUCCGUUAACGGUUAACAUGGCUUUAGUAUACGAUGGCGUACAACUUUUGGCGGAAACAUUCAAACAUAUCAUGUUUCGUCCUGUUUCGUUAAACUGUAACGAUGACGUUACGUGGGAUAAAGGCUAUACGCUGGUUAACUAUAUGAAAUCGUUGAGCAUAAAGGGCUUGUCGGGUGAUAUUAAAUUCGAUUACGAAGGUUUGCGGACAGAUUUUUUGUUAGAUAUCAUUGAGUUGACGGUUUCGGGACUGCAAAAAAUUGGUUCAUGGAGUACUGAUGAAGGUGCGUCCCUAGAUCGGCCGCCAGCUUCGAUAUCUUCAGAACCAGACCAACGUUCGCUGGUGAAUAAAAGUUUCGUAGUUAUAACGGCAAUUAGCGAACCGUAUGGUAUGUUGAAAGACUCGCCUGCUAAGUUGGAAGGCAACGAUCAAUUUGAAGGCUUCGGUAUUGAAUUGAUUGAAGAACUUGGCAAGAAACUGGGCUUUUCGUAUACGUUUCGCUUACAGGAGGACAAUAAAUAUGGCUCAUUGAAUCCCGUUACCAAGGAAUGGAACGGUAUGCUUUUGGAAAUUAUGGAAGACCGAGCCGACUUGGGCAUAACGGAUUUGACUAUGACUUCAGAUCGUGAGAGUGCUGUUGAUUUUACAAUUCCUUUCAUGAAUUUAGGUAUUGCAAUAUUGUUUCGCAAACCAAUGAAAGAGCCACCAAAAUUAUUCUCAUUCAUGUCACCAUUUUCUGGUGAAGUGUGGUUAUGGCUGGGUAUAUCCUGUGUAAGUGUUUCGCUUAGUAUGUUCAUAUUGGGACGCAUUUCGCCGGCUGAGUGGGAUAAUCCGUAUCCGUGCAUAGAAGAGCCCACCGAGCUUGAAAACCAAUUUAGUUUAACUAAUUGCUUUUGGUUUUCUAUUGGCGCUCUAUUACAACAAGGCUCUGAAUUAGCGCCCAAAGGAUUUUCGACACGUUCUGUGGCCUCAUUUUGGUCAUUUUUCAUACUGAUUAUGGUUUCAUCGUACACAGCUAAUCUAGCGGCCUUUCUAACGGUAGAAUCACUUAGUACACCCAUCGAGAAUGUUGAAGAUUUAGCCGCCAAUAAGGGUGGCGUUAAUUAUGGCGCUAAGCUUGGUGGCAGUACUUUUAAUUUUUUUCAGGGUGCAAAAUUUCCCACCUAUCAAAAAAUGUAUGAGUUUAUGGAUUCUCAUCCUGAGUAUAUGACAUCAACGAAUGCCGAAGGUGUUACACGUGUGGAAAAUGAAAACUAUGCAUUUUUAAUGGAAUCCACAACCAUUGAAUACAUUACCGAACGACGUUGUACUUUAACCCAAGUUGGUACUUUACUGGAUGAGAAAGGUUACGGCAUCGCCAUGAAAAAAAAUUCUCCAUAUCGAGAUGUCCUCAGCCAAGCCGUCCUGGAGUUGCAGGAACAAGGUGUGCUUGUAAAAAUGAAGACAAAAUGGUGGAAAGAGAAACGAGGCGGCGGUGCGUGUACGGGCGUGGAAAGCGAUAGUGGAGCUUUGGCUUUAGAAAUCAGCAAUCUUGGUGGUGUAUUUUUGGUACUAAUCGCUGGCUCUUUCUUUGGCUUAUUUGUGUCCAUUGUGGAAAUGAUAUGUGGCGUUAAGCAGCGUUGCGAUGAGAACAAGAUUCCCUUCAAGACUGAACUUAUGGAAGAAAUACGUUUUGUUUUGAAAUGCUCUGGCAACACUCGGCCAGUGAAAUAUCCUAAACCAUCACGCAGUGCUAGUUCCAGAUCGAAAUUUUCUGUUUCAUCGAAAGACUCCUCUUCUGUAACCGUCGAUUCCUUGGCGACCGACGAUCAACAAUUACAAAAAAGGAAAAAAUAAUUUCGCAUCGAGAAUACAAUUUCAAAUAAAUGAAUUCAUUAAUCCUCAGUACUCUUCUUUAUUCGAUAAAUUGAAUGAAGGUCACUAUAAGGAAGUAUAAUCAGCAUCUUUUUAGAAUAAAGUAUAAAAAAUAAUACUAUUUACACGAUCUGCCAUCCUUGUGGAAGUUCAAAGUCCAUCUUCUUAUUUAUCAUGCGGUCUUAGUUUGGUAAAGUAAACGUUGUGGUAUUCUAGGAAAGCUUUCUGUUUCAAACCCAGUUAGGAAGGGACAUGCUCAUCGGUCCAAAAAGUGCAGUUAACAGGUGUAAACCAACACACAAUCACAAUUGGGUUGGGCCGAGUAUCAAAUAUCUCCCAUAUGACUUCGCUUAAUAUAAAGUUCUAUUAUACAUAAGUGUAGUUGAGAUUCUAUUCUUCAUCUCUUUUCAUCAUAACGUAUUAAAGGAUCAUGGAGAUUUACCACGACCAUGGA
Messenger RNA from Glossina fuscipes, 3284 nucleotides. RefSeq names its product glutamate receptor ionotropic, kainate 2 (gene Grik). The record is from RefSeq and is a predicted model, not a curated record. Gene Ontology annotation, biological process: monoatomic ion transport; synaptic transmission, glutamatergic; modulation of chemical synaptic transmission. The coding region runs from base 92 to 2812 and encodes 906 amino acids. The transcript is spliced from 15 exons. Gene Ontology annotation, cellular component: plasma membrane; postsynaptic membrane. NCBI's taxonomy places the organism in Eukaryota, Metazoa, Arthropoda, Insecta, Diptera, Glossinidae. Gene Ontology annotation, molecular function: glutamate-gated receptor activity; transmitter-gated monoatomic ion channel activity involved in regulation of postsynaptic membrane potential.